UAGCAAUGGGUACCAACACUUAGUUCCACUAAGUUCGUGGUGGAUCAGGUCAAGUGUUAAACAAGACCAGAUACGAUGCAUGUUGACACGCCAAGGGUGUUGGUGUGGCCAAAUCAGGACAUAUUCAAGCAUGGAAUACUGGCUGGAUUUCCUGCCUCUUUUGGCACAGCUGAAAACCUCUCAAAAUUCCUCAUGUACUGUAGAACAAAAGGAAAGAAUGGCUGGCCAAAUGUGUGUUAUGCUAUUUGGGAAAGCUAUGCUCAGCGUAAUUUCAACAUGACAUCAGAUUUAGCCUGCCUGUUUUUUGAGUCUUGUCGUCACAUUUGCAUGCCAACAAAAGACACUUCAGCGUGGGAUGACAGAUACUCAGCAUGCUCAUCAGAAGACACAAAGAGCAGGAUGAGAGACAAAGUGAGUGUUAACACUGUCCAUCUUGCACUUUACAUGUACUCUCAGAAUGUUACUCUCAUGCAGACUCAGAAGUUUUCACUUAGAUCAGAGGAGUUCCCGACAGACCGCAAGGCUAAGAAGAAAAGUAUAGACGUCAGGUUUAUUGAAACUUUCCUCUCUGAUAUUAUCAAAAUACUAUCAGAGCCUGAUAGCAAAGGACUCCCUCUUGAUAAGCAACCAAUGAGUGUAGCAAACGUUUCCUCGCUCGGUGUUAUGUUUACAGUGUACACAGAGAACUCUAUUCGUCCUUUACAUGAAGUAUUACAGCAACAAGCCCACGCUACAGUCUGCUCCUUCAGCAAGUUGACACAGACGUACAACACACAACAAGUUCGCACGUGGUUACUGGAUCACAUGCACGCUAACCCCUUUACCAGUAAGCGGUGUCUGAUGCACGGUAAAACAGUCUAUCAGAAACCUGGGAGACCACUCCGGAGAUCUUCAGAUAUCAGUCUCGAGAACGGGUCCUCCAACACCCUGACACGGUGCAGGAUAACAGUAAACGACCACGAAACACCCAAAGAACACCGGCUACUUGCCAUGCAGUACGUUUCCCGCCAAAUCUCGGUCCUGAGCCCUGAAACACUGCUGAACCACCGUGUCCACGUGACCCAUUGUAAUGACGCCUCUAUCUACCUGCUGUCCUCUAUGAAGUGUGUAUCUGUGAAGCAGUGUUCUAGGACUACCCUGGUUACUGGACCUGUAGCUGGGACUUUGUACCUGACUGGGUGUAUUAAUAUGAGGAUUAUCUCUAUCGCUAGACGUGUGGUGCUCAGGAACUGUCACAGUUGUAAGCUCUACAUCCUGACCCCUACCCGACCUCUCCUACUGGCAGGUUGUAACGAUAUCACCCUGGCUCCGUACAACACUUAUUACAGAGGAUUAGCAGGACAUCUGUCUCACGCCACCUUCAGUGUGGUUAAGAACUUCUGGGAUCAGCCCGCCUCCCCCAUGUGCCUGGAUGGUGGGUCUCUUCUAGGUGACAGUGGUAAAGUGUACCAGAAACUCCCUCCAGAACAGUUCCACCUCUUCUCCAUUCCCUUUAACACGGAGGGCACCACUACGGGCCUGGUGAACAAGUUACCUCCCGAAUACGAAGAAGGCACGAUGCGCGCACGUGACCGCGUCAACAAGUGGUACGACAACGUGCAGAAAUGCGAGUUGUCAGAAACACAAACGGUGCAACUAGCCGCCACCUUGCAGGCCCGCUUCCAUGACUGGCUCGAAACCACCGGUCAUCAUAAGGAGUUGGAGGCCUUGAUCAGACUGCGUGAUAAAUCUUAGAUAAUCAGAUAGAAUUAACUUGAUAAGUGUAAAUAGUUUGUUAUUAUUAUAAUGCUUUAUUAUGGGAAAAUUUAUAGAUUAGGCAAUAUAUUUGACUUAUUAGUAGUAUAGUAUUACCGUGGUUUGGUAAUCAUUUUGUAUAAAUUUCUAUGUUUUAGGUUGUAGUUGUUAUAUUUAAUACUGAUAUGAGGCAGUUUUACAUGACAUAUAAUCAUAAUAAGGUUACAUAACCAACAUUUUGUAGCCAUUUAAGUAAAGAUACUCAAUAAAUUUAGGUUUUGGCUUUGUACAGAGUGAUGUCAAAGGUCAACCUUUGAAAGGUGACAUAUUUGGAUUUUUGCAUUCGUUUUUUUUAUGGCAAGCUUUUUUGCCACUACUUUAAUGUUUGAUUUAUUUAAGCCUAUGACACACAGGGUGGACAGAAAGUAAUGAAAUAUCGACAUAAACAAUAUACCAACGCCACUGUGUUCCAACUUUAUAAAUUACAAAGCCUGACUUCUUAAACCACAAAACCUGAACACAAAUACAAUAUCUGAACACAUUUCAUUAAUUCUAGUCCAUCCUGUAGUAAUGUGUAGCAGAAUAUUGUAUUUAUGUGUUGUAUCAUUUAUCAUAAAUUGUGACCUGUAUAAUAUAAAUAUAAAAUUGUAAUUAUUAUUAACCCAGUUUACUGU
Messenger RNA from Bolinopsis microptera, 2408 nucleotides. RefSeq names its product TBCC domain-containing protein 1-like. Lineage: Eukaryota; Metazoa; Ctenophora; Tentaculata; Lobata; Bolinopsidae. Gene Ontology annotation, biological process: maintenance of Golgi location; maintenance of centrosome location. The transcript is spliced from 10 exons. Gene Ontology annotation, cellular component: spindle pole centrosome. The record is from RefSeq and is a predicted model, not a curated record. Bases 76 to 1734 code for a protein of 552 amino acids.